CAACUACUCGACCGACUGACGAGUGUACAGCCCGCACACCGAUCCGUGGUCCGGGCUUGCAGUGAACCUAACUCCGUUCGAACUGGAAAUCGCGCCGAUAAGGAGCUACACUGGCCCGUGACGAGCGAGCGAGCUACCGAUCUGCCGCGCUACCGACCCCCGCCGGCGCCAUGGACCCAGAGCCGGCAAAGAAGAAGCGCAGGCGCAUCCACCUCAACUGCGAGGAGUGCCGGCGGACCAAGUCGAAGUGUAAUCGGUCGUGGCCAUGCAGCGAGUGUGUCAAGAAGGGCCUUGCGCACAUCUGCCCGAACCAUGUGUCGAAGGUCUCGCAGCCGAAAUCACAAACCAUCGCCGAGCUGCAAGCGCGCGUAAAGCAGCUGGAAGCCGUCAUCGCGCGGCACGGCCUCGAGGCCGACUCGAUCGCGUCCGAUGGCGACGACGAGCAGCCCAUAACGGGGCGGAACAACACGCUGCCCGGGCCCGGCGCGCCGCAGUCAGCGGUCGACAUGGCCGCGAUGCUGGGCCACCUCACCCUCGGCAACGGGGGGAGUAGUAGCAAGCGCUUUGCCGGCAUGGGCACGACGGCGUUCUUCCUCGCGUCGCCGGGCGAGAGCGAGGGCACGAGCGACGACGAGGAAGACGAGGGCGUGCGCCGUGAGGCGAUGCGCGAGGAGCUCGCGCCGCCCUGGGGCCGGAGUCGCGGGGUUAGCUUGACCGGCAGGGGGCAUCUACCGGGGGUAUUGUUGGACAGGUGUCGCGCGAUGCUGCCGUCUAGGCGGGCGGCCAAGGAGAUGUUUGACCGGUUCUUCGAGGCGACGAGCUGGCGGAUCCAGCCCAUGACGCCGGCCUUCUUCGACACUGUCCUCUCAAGCGUGUACGACUCGCCCGAAGGCGCGCACGCGCACGACCUCGCCGUGCUCUUCGCGAUGCAGGCGAUGGCGAUGCUCUUCGACGCGACAGCAGGGACGCAGUCGGCCUUCCAAAGCGUCGAUUACCACCAGACAGCGUACAGCUGCCUCGUCGCAGGCAACUUCUACACCGAGACCACGCUGAGCAGCCUCGUGUCCCUGCACCUCCUGGGCUCGUUCUUGAUCAACUCGGACGACAAGCGCCUCCCGGACGGCAUCUUCGCCAUCGUCGGCCUCGGCGUGCGCCUCGCGACUAUUGCUGGCUACCACCGCGAGCCGGCGCCGGGGAGUAUGGGCCAGGACGAGCUCGACUGGCGCAGGAGGGUGUGGCAUGAGCUGCUAGCGCUCGAGCGCGUCCAUUGCCUCACCGCGCUCCUCCCCGGCUCGAUCGCACCCCGGCACUACGACACCGCGUUCCCCUCCGACGCCCACAAAGAAGGCUACUUCUUCACCAAGUGGAAGCUCGGGCUGCACAUGCAGCGCGUGUUCGACUACUGGUCGACCAUCGAGAUCGCCGACUAUCAAGAGGUGCAGGACAUUGACGCGGGGCUGAGGAGGUUCCUGCACGACCUGCCGCCGCAUCUACGGUGUGCAAGCUUCCCAGCCGAGUCGUUCCCGCUCGCGCGGCCCGGCGCGCCAGCCGUCGUCGUCUCUCCUGCGCCCGUGGCGACGGUGGCGACGAGCACGUCGGACUACACGAGCACUAUCACGCCCGAGCGCCUCGCGCACCAGCAGUACCGGAUGGCGACGCACAUCUGCAUGGUGUUUUUCUACCUCCACAGACCGUGCUUCAUGCGCGCGCUCAGCAUCGGCGGCCACAUCGGCGAGCUGAGCGUGCGCACCGUCGUGGAGGUAUGCGAGCGCAUGCUCGAGCUCGUGCGGGGUAUCCUGUCUUCCGACCACUCGAUGUCGCGGUGGUUUUCCUUCGCGGCAGACCUCUUCUCUGUCCUGCUGUGCCAGACACUCCUGGUCGUCAAGACGACCGACGCCGCGCUCGCGCAGGCACGGUUCGGCGUGCUGGCGCAAGGCCUCGCCGUGCUCGAGUGGACGGCGACCGCGUCGCCGAACAGCAAGAACCGCGCACUGGUGGGCCGCACGCGCCGGCUCGUCGCCAAGGCGAAGGAAAGCCUCGCGCGCUUCCCCAGCAUCAAUGCGGAGACUACAGCGGCGGGCAUCACGCCGGCCGUCAAGACCGAGGUUAUCGACGUCGACCUGCUCGAGCUGCAGGCGCCGCCACUGCUGUACCCCUCCCUCCCGCACCCCGCCCUCCCUGUCCCCGACCACUCGCCGUCGGACGCGUCCUCUGGCGCCGCAGCUGCGCCCUUUACGGCCUUCGAGCUCCCCGAGGGGUCGCUCGGCUUCUCGAUGCCGACGACCAACGACGCGCAGUUUGACAUGUGGCUCGCCAUGCUGUUCCCCAGUGGCGGCGGCGGCGAGGCGCAUCCCGCCGUCGUGCCGAACGGUCAAGCCAGCGACGACCUGUUCCUCGACCCCGCUGUGCCGAACGGUGAGCAGGCUGAGGAGCUGUUCCUCGACCCCACAGCGUGGCAGGCCUGAGUGUGGCCUUGCGGUGUCGGCGUCGCGGCAUGUAGACUUUGCUCUGUUACCGACGCGUUUGCGGCUACGCUACGGCUCUGUCCGAUCGUCGUCUCGGUCUUUGCCGGCGGCUGCGGCGUGCGGGCGGGCGUGUUUUUUUCAACGUUUGCCCAUCCAUCCCACCACCACAGCGGGCGGUGGUGUGUAUGUACUUGUACUCUCAAUGCAUGUAUCGAGUGAUGCUGG
Vanrija pseudolonga is the source of this 2690-nucleotide messenger RNA. Its product is annotated as putative transcriptional regulatory protein. The record is from RefSeq and is a predicted model, not a curated record. Lineage: Eukaryota; Fungi; Basidiomycota; Tremellomycetes; Trichosporonales; Trichosporonaceae. Gene Ontology annotation, biological process: DNA-templated transcription; regulation of DNA-templated transcription. Gene Ontology annotation, molecular function: DNA binding; DNA-binding transcription factor activity, RNA polymerase II-specific; zinc ion binding. The transcript has 7 exons. The coding region runs from base 171 to 2465 and encodes 764 amino acids.